This is a messenger RNA of Drosophila suzukii, 3133 nucleotides long. NCBI's taxonomy places the organism in Eukaryota, Metazoa, Arthropoda, Insecta, Diptera, Drosophilidae. The record is from RefSeq and is a predicted model, not a curated record.
UUAAUUUCCAGGUGGUCUUUUUAGGAGCUAAGCCGAAUUAAGCUGACGUCUUUUGCAACCCGCAUGGGAAAUACAUUUAUUAGACCCUCUUGAUUUCUUUGUUUGUUCGUCAUCGUUGACUAAUGACACGUACGCCGUCUGUCCGUGUACGACUUCUGAUUUUUAUUAUUUAUUAACUACGAUGGGAUUUUCACUGCGCCACUGACCCAUCGCCAUCAAGCAAAAUGCGCUGAUUGGAGGUCCAACUGCAGUGCUGAUAAGAACAAGUACACUUAUGACUUAUAAAAUGAGUACUAAAACUACUAUAAGUCUACUAAUUCAUUUUUAGUAAACACUUUCCUUUAAUUUUUAUGCUUAAAUUCCGUUACCACAUUUUUGGAAUUUCCAAAAAGUCGUUAGCUUAAUUUUAAUUGCUUUUUUAACGAAAAAUAAUUUUAUUUUUUAUUUGCAGGUGUACAAAAAGUUGGUUUGGUAUAUAUAAUAUGAUGGUAAUUUAUUUAUUUUUGUUAUAAUUAAUACAGAAGGAUGACCCAAAAAGUAGGUGAUGUAAAAAGGGACGGACAUAGAUCAAUAAUUAUUAUAAUAGGAAAGUUACUUCAUUGAUUAAAUGUAGAAAAAUUAAGAAAACUAACAAAAUUUAAAUAAUCUUUAACCGCAUUUUUACGUUGAUAUGUUAAAGAGUUGCCACAUGUUUGUUGGCCUACGGCGCUGCCACCUGGGCGUACCACGGAUGGUACCUAAUUUUAUUGUACCAAUUUUACAACAACCUAAUUUUCGAAAAGAAGUAACUUAAGUAUAUCUAUUAUUAAAACAUUUUAUGAACAGGCUUUUGUUUAUAAACAUAAUUUGGACAUUUCAUUUAAUUUAAAAGUAACGGAGCUAUAGGGAAACUACUGGACCACUACGUUUUUAAGUACCCUGCGGUGGUAACGAUUGCGGGAAAACGGCUUACCCGAAACCAAAAAUAUAAAAAAGUUAGUUUAUUAUAAUUAAUGUAAUUAUCUUGUCGCUGAACUAAGAAAUUUCGAAUACAGGUGAAAGACCAGAGGUUUGACAUGGCUGUUUUGGACGUAUUCUAUGUAAUUGCUUUCAAUGUUUUUUAUAUAUCCUUUCUGGUUUAUACAGAUUUUCUAUGCAAAAGUACAAGGUGCUUGGAUUCUCGAACUUAUCAUCGGUGUCUAAAAAAAAACGAAAUGGAACUUCCUGUUGAACUUUCGGACUAGCCACCUCUUCAUUAAGUUAUCCAAGAUGUGAUCGACUACCGGUAGUAUAUCUAUUAUCCCAGUGUUGGUAGCCGUGGUACCAUUUUAAAACUUUAUGAAGGGUAUUGAUCUGAAUUCUAAUCGUGUGUUUUCUGUUUUAUUUUGAACUCCGCGUGGAAUUUAACUUAUUUUUUAUCAUGAUUUUGUUCUGAUAUUGAGAACAAUAAACUCAAAAUGUGUCUACAGGGGCUUUAAGAGCAAAUGUUCUCAAUUCAAGAACAUUGCGCUUGCUUUCGCUGUGAACGAUAUGGUUUUGAUAAACUUUACUGCACUGUUCUGACAUACCCAGUAAAUAAAGUUUCUUGGGCAUAUACCCAUGAAAAUACCAUGAAUCCAGAGUUCUUGUCAACCAACCUGCAACCCUGAAACGAUUUUGGCCAAUCAAGUAGGCCUUGGCAAACUGUCAUGACAUUUGAAAGCACUUGUCAUUAUAUUCCGAAGGCACUUGGAAAACCUAUUCUCUUUAACGAUGGCGAAGAAAACGAAUUACAAGAUGCCCGAGCGCAACUUGGAUCUCCCUGCCGAUAUGGCAUUCGUGAACAAUCUGCUCAAGGACCUUGGAUUGGAGGCGGAUCCGUCGUCACGUGGCGUUAUCCUGGACCUGGCCUACACUUUGGCAAGGGACAAACUGGUGGAGGCCCAACGCUUUGCCACGAUGGCCAACCGUUCCAACGUGAGUGUCGAGGAUCUGCACAUGGCGGAGCCCGAGCGGGCCGUCCCGCUGGUAAAGGUCCCGAAGGAGAGUACCGAGAAUCUGGAGGAGAUGGAGACCGACCAGCCGGGGACUAGUGCGAAGGCGAGCGCGCAGGCGUCGAAGCCCCUGGCCAAGGAGGCCAGCCAGGACCCGGGUUCGAGCAAGGGACCAAUGCUGUCCACCUCUCGCAAUGAUCAGGUGGGCAAGAAGGCCGAUCUGAAGCCCAAGGCCGCUGAGCAGGCGAAACCGAAGCCAAAGACCCGAGCAAGUUUAUCCAAGCCGGUGGAACCUCCUGCCACUCCAACCACUUCCGGAGCUGCUCCUGUACAACGCACUCCCAGAGUCGCCAAGAAGCCACGUGGCGGAGCAAGUUCAUCCAAACCGGUGGAGCCUCCUGCCACUGCAACCACUUCCGGAGCUGCUCCUGUACAACGCACUCCCAGGGUCGCCAAGAAGCCACGUAUUGGAGCAAGUUCAUCCAAUCCGGUGGAGCCUCCUGCCACUCCAACCAUUUCCGGAGCUGCUCCUGUACAACGCACUCCCAGGGUCGCCAAGAAGCCACGUAUCGGAGCAAGUGCAUCCAAACCGGUGGAACCUCCUGCCACUCCAACCACUUCCGGAGCUGCUCCUGUACAACGCACUCCCAGGGUCGCCAAGAAGCCACGUGGCGGAGCAAGUUCAACCAAUCCGGUGGAGCCUCCUGCCACUCCAACCACUUCUGGAGCUGCUCCUGUACAACGCACUCCCAGGGUCGCCAAGAAGCCACGUAUCGGAGCAAGUUCAUCCAAUCCGGUGGAGCCUCCUGCCACUCCAACCAUUUCCGGAGCUGCUCCUGUACAACGCACUCCCAGGGUCGCCAAGAAGCCACGUAUCGGAGCAAGUUCAUCCAAUCCGGUGGAGCCUCCUGCCACUCCAACCACUUCUGGAGCUGCUCCUGUACAACGCACUCCCAGGGUCGCCAAGAAACCACGUAUCGGAGCAAGUUCAUCCAAACCGGUGGAACCUCCUGCCACUCCAACCACUUCCGGAGCUGGUCCUUCACAACCCACUCCCAAGGUCGUCAAGAAGCCACGUACUAGAAUUAUCUACAAAAAGUAGGCUAUGAAGGGAAUCUUAUUCUACCCCUAACAUGUGAUAUUUUCCCAACUUAAUAAAUAUCUCUAGCUAUUUAUUAGCU